UUCCUGCUCUACCUGUAUUUUCACUAUACUUUCUGAUACAGUCGGAGAUCGUCGAUAGAUUGAUAAACCUAGCUAGUAGAAACCCAGAUUUGAAUCCGGUGGGCGUUCGUUGUUUCCACCCUACCCAAUUCUAAUCUAGGCGGGCUGUAUUGGAUAGCAAGACAAGGAUUCGUGAGGGAAGUAAUCAGUUCACAUCGCCCGAAGUCUUUAAAUGGAUAGUGGGUGGAGGAGGACGUUGGGGAACGUGAGGUCCUUCUUCGGCAACUUGACCGGAGGUUUAAGGGGAGGUUCCAAUUUGGCAUCGUGGGUCGUCGCCGGAACCCUUGCUUACUAUCUCUGGGUCAAGCCUGCUCAGGAGCUCAAGCGAGAGCAAGAGGAAAGGGCUGCGCUCGCCGCUGCCUCUGAUCGUUAUCGUUACGUUGAGAAACGGAAACCAAUCCCAGAUCCUCAGGAAACUGGAUUGAUAUAUGGUAACAAGAAUAGAACUAAUAAACCUUCCCAGGAAUGACUUGGGAGCGAUUGAUUGCGUCCGCCUGUAAGUUAGUUUUGUUAGAGGGCUAAUCAGCUGAUAAUUUUGUGUUCCUCGAGAGAGUUACAUUUACUUGUGCAAUCUUUACAUUGAACUGCUGCUGCUAUAUAUAUAUAUAUAUAAUAUAUGCAUCCUUCUUGGAAAAUAAAGCUUCAAAAGCAAUGAUAGAAAUUAUAUAAGUCUUUGCUCUUUGUUGAUUCAAUUUUGUACUAUCUCAGAUAAUGUCAAAACACCUUUGUUAUAUAUAU
Molecule: messenger RNA, 777 nt
Organism: Ipomoea nil (Japanese morning glory)
Lineage: Eukaryota; Viridiplantae; Streptophyta; Magnoliopsida; Solanales; Convolvulaceae
Exons: 2
Coding region: 212-508 (98 amino acids)
Source: RefSeq, a predicted model, not a curated record